Amyelois transitella is the source of this 1753-nucleotide messenger RNA. RefSeq lists its product as uncharacterized. The record is from RefSeq and is a predicted model, not a curated record. The transcript has 3 exons. Lineage: Eukaryota; Metazoa; Arthropoda; Insecta; Lepidoptera; Pyralidae. Bases 95 to 1735 code for a protein of 546 amino acids.
GUAAAAGUCAGAUUGAUUGUAAAUUGAUUAGCACAAAUUUUCGCAACAAUAAAAAAACAUAAAAUAACAUAGUGAACUAAUUAGACAAAUUGCAAUGGUGGAGCUUUCUCCACAGACAAAGAAUCAAGAAGAACGUCCGUUGUUGAAGGUGGAAGGGGCAAGUGGCGAUGGCGGUGGUCGGCAGAUGCCGCCCACCGACACGGCAUGGAGUGUUACAUGCUCCACAAGACGUUCUUGGUGGGACCGCUGGCCAGAAUUUUUAACAGCCUUUUGGAUGACUGGAAUUCUAUUGGCGAUUUCAUUCUUGGUGAUGUACGUCUUGACUAUUGGCUCCGUGAAGAGACAGCCGGUUGUAAUCCUCAAAUGCAAUAGCUCUAACCCUUAUAAUGAAGUCUAUUAUCAUCAAAUAGUUCAAAGGCAGAAUUCUGAAAUGAUGUCAAUGUAUUCAGAUUACUUAGCUGAAAUGGCUACUAAAUAUCCGCUGCUACAUUUCAAUGUUAUUUUCAUGAUAGACGAUACCAUUCCAAAUAAUGGAAGAUAUCGACAUAUUAACAUUUACGGUCGCUUAAUUCCCAUUCAUACAAGAGAUGCAAUUAGUAAUUUCGAAUAUUAUAAUAGUAAAAAAAUUAAAGAAUUCCAACAAAAAUAUCACAAUGUCAAUGUAACGGUAAUACCACUCAGCAGAUUUAUGGCACGCACACUAUUGCGAUAUAAGUGGAGAACUAUUCCUACUUUGUACUUGUCAUUUUAUGCGAGAAUUUUCGCCGUUUGGCAAACUGGAGGAAUAGGUAUGGAUUUACCUACAUUCAAUUACAAAUACAAAAAUCAUCUAGAUCAGGAUAGCAAAAUCACGUCUAUUUUGAAGCAACACAAUGAUGGUAUAAAAGCAGAUGAUUAUAAACGAGCACUAGAAUAUACUGAAAGAAAUGAAGAAAACGAGAUCUACUCUGCAAUAUUUGAGGUGGUUAAUCAAAUGAUAACGAACUUCUUUAAUAGUUCAUACUGGUUUCCAUCAAUUCUACCGCAAAAAGAUUUGACAAACAAAGAACCACUGGUGAGAACAUACAGAAAUAAACGUGACGUUCCCUUAAAAGUAGUUGAUAAUUAUACAUCAAUUAACGAUACUAAAGAUUUUAUUAAAUUUGGAUCUGUUAACGCAACCAAUGACAAUGCGGAGAAACAUAAGAAACCAACUGGAGAAUAUAUUUCACUCAAUAAAACUACUUUUAAUAUGACUGAAAGGAAUCUUAUAAAAUUACUUAAAGGUGGGGGAUCGAAGUUAAAUAAUACUGUAAAACCGACCGAGAAACAUCAAACUACUACUUCAAAUGUACUUGCACGCAACGAUAACUACGUAGAGCCGAAUAUGUUCAUGUCUUAUCAAAUAUCAGUUUUAUCGGAUGAUUUAGGCAUGAUGAAUUUACCAUUUCCAAAUUUUAUUAAUAUGGAAUCCCCAUUAUUCAACUUUGGAAAAACUUUUGAUAAAGAUAAUUUGGAUAAAGUGAAAUAUGAUAAAUCGUAUGCACGUGCCCCAAACUUCUUAACACUUACGUCUGAAGGCUCAUUCGCAGCUUCAACAGCUGUAAUGCAUCCAUUAUUGGGCCAUUUGUUGUCUUGCGGUUGUAAACGAAUGUCUCCUAGGAUUUCUAUACAAGAAGCAUUUUUGAGUCAGUGUGCUGAAUCAAUUAAAGAUGACCUGUACUGUGAUAAUAUUUAUUUGCUUAAUUUAAUUUAAAGUCGUUUUUAUGAUAAU